Messenger RNA from Ustilaginoidea virens, 1485 nucleotides. RefSeq lists its product as uncharacterized. The record is from RefSeq and is a predicted model, not a curated record. The transcript has a single exon. NCBI's taxonomy places the organism in Eukaryota, Fungi, Ascomycota, Sordariomycetes, Hypocreales, Clavicipitaceae. Bases 1 to 1485 code for a protein of 494 amino acids.
AUGCGUCUCUCCUGGGGACGAAUGGCCCUUGGCCUCGUCCUCGGCGCCCAGGCGAAUCGACUGCAAGUCCGCCAGACUUUGAUUGCCUCAACCACAAUAGCUCUCGCAACUUCACCAAGUCUAUCCCCGGCCCCCAGCAGCGCAGCCAAUACCACCCCCGCUAGCGUUUCCGAACCUGACAACACCCCUGACAACACCGUCUUCCUAACCGCCACCGUCACCAAGCAAGGCGAGGGCAGUACCGUAACUUCCUUCACCACGGUAACCGUCAGCACCAUCAUCACCGUCACGGUAACGACUACGGACAUUGCCACGACGACAGUUACCCGAAGUGGCCAGGAUACGGCUACCAAGGUGAUUUACGUCACCUCUACCCAGGUCAUCAACGCUAAGCGUGCCGUCAUUGAGGAGGAAGUAUUCUUCGCCCUCGGUCCCGCGCACGUCCCUGCCGAGCCCACGCCCGUCCGGGGAGUCGCAGAAUUUCAGGCCCAUCUUGACCCUGACAGAGUCCGUCAGGUUGAUAAGCGUGCAGUCGUUACGAAUUACGUCACUGUAACCUUGGGUCUCGACGGAGGUGUAAGCACAGCCGUGGCGACUGUGACCAAAGUCAUCAGGUCGACCACGAGCACCCUUCAGCGUACCACGUCGUACAUCACCACGACGGUGCAGGUCAAUGCCAAAACGACGCUGACUGUCACGAGCACCAUCAUCCUGAAAUUGACCAUGGUCUCUACCGGAGCCGUUGAAACCUCCACGGCUGCCCCAGCCAACACUGCCGGCUCUGGAAACAACAGUGGCGGCGGCGGCGGCAGCAGCGGCAGCGGCAGCGGCGGCGAUGGCGGACUGUCAACCGGAGCCCAGGCUGGCAUCGGAGUCGGGGUUUCCGUCGUCGGUCUCGCCAUCGUGGCCGGAAUCGUCUACCUUUGCAUGAGACGUCGUCGCGGUCCCAAGCCCGACCCUGAUGAUUUGCUGGGUCCUUCUUCGGAGGUUCCUGUCGGUGCUGGUACUGCAGGUUCUCGCCACUCUCGUCCCAUGUCCCAGGGACUGGCCUCUGCUCCCGGCUCUGUUCCUAACCGCAAUCCGAUGCUCCCCAACGUCCAUCUCGAGGGCUAUCGCGGAACAGCCAUGGGAGACGGCCGCGCCGGGUACGCCAAGCCAGACCCCUACGGCGCAGCAUACCCUCCCACGCGAAACGCAACCACCAACUCCAGAAUCAGCGCGCUGUCUGCCGGCGACCCGUUGCCACGACACCCUACACCUGACGCCGUCACCGCGCUGUCGACAACGGGUAGGCCCGACACGGCGGAACUGGGCAGCGAGGGGGCAGGCGCGAAAUGGCACAACUCGGAGGCUGCCGAGAUGGCCAGUGACAACCCAGCGGCUGCCAAAUGGCACAGCGACAACGCACACGAGAUUGACAGCCAACCCGUGAUGAGCCAUCAGAGCGGACCGGUAUAUGAGAUGGCUGUGGAGAGCUACAGAUGA